AUUGCAAGAAAGGUGCCUCGAUACAGGGUGGAUGGAGCUGAAUGAAUGAACCAAUGAAGUGAUUUCCAAUUCCGCCGCAUCACGAGGGAACACCGGAGUCAGCGCCAAGGUCAAGCCUCCCAGUUUGGAAGAAAAUCAAUCAGAGCAUCUUCCACGAUGCUUUCUUUUCCCUUCCUAACCUCACUUCUCCUCUCCCUCCACUGCUUCUCAUGGAGCUCUUGAACCCUUCUCAUCCUCUUCAGCAUCAGCAGUCUGUGGCCACCGGAGACCCCUUCCAUGGCGUCUCGCCGCCCCUCACUCUGACUUUGCCCUUCGCCUGCCAGGGAGCUGCCACCUCUCAGCUGCCCCAGCCCAUGGCUGAAUGUACUGAAUCCGUGUACGUUGCUGUCGGAAAGUCGGUGGACAAAGCUGUCCAUUUGCUUCAAUGGACUUUUGGCCGCUUUAGCAACUCCCAAAUUUGCAUUCUCCAUGUUCAUCAACCUUCCUCUAUGAUCCCAACUCUUCUGGGAAAAUUGCCUGCGACCCAAGCAAAUCCUGAAGUCAUUUCUGCUUUCAGAAGAGAGGAAAGAGAACAGACCACGAGGCUUUUGGAGAAUUACCUGAGCGUUUGCCAUGCAGCUAAGGUUAAGGCAACCAGUGUGAUAGGUGAAGCCGAGCAAGUGCACAAAGGAAUUGUUGAUUUAAUCAUCGGGCAUGGUGUUAGGAAGCUUGUUAUAGGAGCAGUGCCUGAGAAUCGCAUGAAGGUGAAAAGGAAUUCCAAGAAGGCAAAUUAUGCUGCCAAGAAUGCUCCCCCAUUCUGUGAGAUAUGGUUUGUCCACAAAGGUAAGCACAUAUGGACAAGAGAAGCUUCUGAGAAUCCUUGUUCCUUGUCUUUACAAUCUCAAUCUGAGACUGCUGCCUCAGACAGCUUGAUAACUAGAUCGUUUCAAUAUGGUAAGAGUGAAUUAUUCCAUAGAUCAAAUUCUGCAAGAACUGCACUCUGUACUGGAACUGGUAGUUUGUCUCAGGGUGAAAUCUUAGAAGUGGGCGCGACUUCUUCAUCCAAAUCAUCUGCUUCUACCAGUUACUCUUCUCCCCAAAAUUCUACUGGGGAUUAUUUAGAGACUUCUGAUGAUGUUGAAGAAGAUAGACUUCGUAAUCAACUUGCCGAAGCCAGAAUAGAAGUUGAAGCUGCGAAAGAUAAGGGUUUUGCAGAGCUUUUGAAAUGCAAAAGACUUGAAGCAGAAGCUAUGGACGCCAUAAAGAAGGUCAAUAUGCUUGAAUCUGCUUAUGCAUAUGAAGUAAAGCUAAGAAAGGAGGCAGAGAAUGCACUGCAAGCCACAGUACAGGAGCAACAAGAGCUCUUGUAUGAGAGUGAAGAAGUUGCUAGUAUGCUGCAGAGGACCAUGAGAAAUAUUGCCCUUCUGGACAGUCGUGCACAGGAAGCAAACCGCCGGCAUGAUGAAGCUGCAGCUGAGUUGUUAUUAAUUCAAGCAUCCAUCUCAACCCUGUGGCAUGAAAGGCAGCAGAUCAGGAGACAAAAAAUGGAAGCCCUCCGCUGGCUUGAGCGAUGGAAAAGUCGGGGGCAUUUUGGAGCUGUACACUGCCAUGGGGUCGUUGGAUUUGCUGAAGAAUUAUCAGAGUUAGCAGAAUUUUCACUUUCUGAUCUUCAAAAUGCUACAUGCAAUUUUUCUGAGAGCUUCAAAAUUGCACAGGGAGGAUAUGGUUGUAUUUAUAAGGGGGAAAUGCUGGGCAGGACAGUUGCUAUAAGGAAGUUCCAUCCACAUAACAUGCAAGGACCGACUGAGUUUCAUCAAGAGGUUCAAGUUCUUGGCAGUCUCCAGCAUCCUCAUCUAUUGACUUUGCUUGGUGUUUGUCCUGAAGCCUGGUUACUAGUGUAUGAGUACUUACCCAAUGGAAGUCUUCAAGACUUCCUAUUCCGGAAAAACAACAAUUCCGCUCUGACAUGGAAUAGCCGAUCACGCAUGAUUGCUGAAAUUGCUAGUGCUCUUUGCUUUUUACACACUUCCAAACCUAAAACUAUUGUCCAUGGUAAUCUAAAGCCUGAAACAAUUCUUCUUGACUCUGCACUUAGUUGCAAGAUAUGCGAUUUUGGGUUCUGCAGACUGUUGACAGAGGAGUCACUCUAUCGUCCUAGUUUCAGAUUCAGCAGUGAGUUAAAAAGUACUUCUACAUAUACAGAUCCAGAGUUUGAGAGGACUGGAAUACUAACGCCGAAGUCUGAUAUCUAUUCCUUUGGACUUAUCAUUUUGCAACUCCUCACUGGCAGGACUAUUCCAGUUGGGUUAGCAGGUGAGGUACGCAAGGCAGUAUCAUGUGGAAAAUUGUGUUCAAUUUUGGAUUCUUCAGCUGGAGAAUGGCCUUCAGUUGUAGCAACACGAUUGGUUGAACUGGGACUGCAAUGCUGUCAGCAAAAUGGCAGAGAUAGACCCGAGCUUACACCUACUCUGGUGAGGGAAUUGGAGCAAUUGCAUGUUUCAGAAGACCGACCAGUGCCAUCAUUUUUCCUGUGUCCCAUCCUUCAGGAAAUAAUGCACGAUCCCCAGGUUGCAGCGGACGGAUUCACUUACGAAGGGGAAGCCAUACGGGAGUGGCUGGAAAAUGGUCAUGAUACUUCUCCCAUGACUAAUUUACAAUUGAGUCACCUGCAUCUGACGCCCAAUCAUGCACUUCGUCUUGCGAUCCAAGACUGGCUUUGCAAAUCCUGAAGUUCGUAUCCAGCCAUUCAUGUAUGUUGCAAAUAUUUGUAAAUGUUAGUUUUGCAUUCCGUUGUGUUAUUUCGACCCAGCUUCAUCAUCGGAGCUCAUUCAGUGGUACAGAAUCAUUCAGAUGCGAUCAACCUGACAAAUUAUACUGUUGUACAUACAGAGUUGCCAUUAAAAUUCUAUAGUUAGGGGAACUAUUUUGCGGAA
Molecule: messenger RNA, 2912 nt
Organism: Neltuma alba
Lineage: Eukaryota; Viridiplantae; Streptophyta; Magnoliopsida; Fabales; Fabaceae
Product: U-box domain-containing protein 33
Exons: 7
Coding region: 210-2708 (832 amino acids)
Biological process (GO): protein ubiquitination; protein phosphorylation
Molecular function (GO): protein kinase activity; ATP binding; ubiquitin-protein transferase activity
Source: RefSeq, a predicted model, not a curated record